AUGACAGUCACAAAGUCUACCCCCGCUGGCGGGCAAGUCAAUGUCCUCUUCGUUUGUCUCGGCAACAUCUGUCGUUCUCCCAUGGCAGAAGGGGUUUUCCGCAAUGUCGCAGCCUCCCAUCCCCUAAUCAAUGAAAUCGAUUCCGCCGGCACAGGUGCCUACCACGCCGGCGAAGAUCCCGAUUCUCGCACCAUGUCCACGCUCCGUCGCCACAACAUUCGCAAUUACAACCAUGCCGCCCGCAAAGUCACCAAGCAGGACUUCCUCGACUUUGACUACCUCCUUGCAAUGGAUAAAUAUAACCUGCGCGAUCUGUUGGAUGUUCGCGCCAAGGUUGCGGAGGUCCGUCUAUUCGGCGACUUUGGUACCGGUGGUGUCUUGCACGAGCGCGUCGGCGGAGGUGAGGUUGUCCAGGAUCCCUACUAUGGGGGGGUCAACGGCUUCGAGGAGGUUUAUCAGCAGGUGACGCGCUUUUCGAAAAGCUUCCUGGAGUACUUGGAAAAGAACCAGAGGUCGGAGUCGGAAAACUAA
Messenger RNA from Aspergillus niger, 531 nucleotides. RefSeq lists its product as uncharacterized. The coding region runs from base 1 to 531 and encodes 176 amino acids. Gene Ontology annotation, biological process: protein dephosphorylation. Gene Ontology annotation, molecular function: protein tyrosine phosphatase activity. The record is from RefSeq and is a predicted model, not a curated record. The transcript has 3 exons. Lineage: Eukaryota; Fungi; Ascomycota; Eurotiomycetes; Eurotiales; Aspergillaceae.